AUGUCUAGCUUGUUCAACUACCAUAGGAAACCAGCUGGGAACGGUAACGCGAUGAGAAAGCAUUCCAGACAUUCGCUGCGCCUGUCUGCACUGUUUCACUCGCGUCAUUCCACUGGAGACUCAGAGGUGCUAUGCGACUCUCCUGCCUCCGCCGGCACGAACAUAGUUUUCUGCGAAGUGCAGUCGAACGCGCCUCUUCCAAUAUUGCACAGCUCCCCGCAAAACGAUCGCGCCUUCUCUAACACAGAUACCGAGUCUACUGAUCCUUUGCCUGCGACAGAAGGCGAAGACUGUGUUGUCGCGGAUGCUAUGAAUGCAGUAUCCUCAGUCAUGAGCCAUCAUCCGCGACUGAACACAGGCUCCCUCAGUCUAGACAUUGCUGCGACCGCCCUUAAAGUUGGACAGGAUGUCGGGAACACAUUGUCGUCAUCGCAGAACACGAACACGCACCACAACGAAGUCGUCCAGAAGGUGCACGAUAUCUUCGAUCAUAUACCAGUAUUUGUCAAGCUUCUAGAAGAAGUCGCAAAGAUACAUCCUUUUAUACAUGUCGGCGUUCUCACUUUCAAGGCUUUCUACGUCUUGGAAAUGAAGCGCCGCAGCAAUGAGGAGAAGGUCGUUGCCGUUCUUGUUGAGGUUAGGGACAUGCUUGACGUCCUCGUUCAUCUCAAGAAGGUCGACCCGGGUACCCUGGAUGGAGAGGGCGUAACCAUCGAAGCUCGGAUGAAGAUUUUACUUGGAGCCACAGCUAAAGAGAUCAAGCAAUGCGCGAACGUCUGCGAUGCAUACUCAAAGACUAAGACGGUUGUCAAGGUGGUCAAAGGCCCCCUAUGGGAAGGCACGUUCAUCAACUAUGUCAAGCUAUUCGCAAAGCGUCGAGACGAGUUCAAAUUCAUGCUGUCGACCUACAUCGCCGUGAAGGUGAACGAGAUUGACCAGAAAAUGGACAAUCUCACUCGCAGUGUUGCAGAGAAGACGGACGUGAUCAUUAAUCUGUUACAGAACUUCAUUCCAGCAGAGCAGCAGGCCAUGCGCGACAAGGUGGAGCAGAAGGGCGGCGCAAGCGCCGUGUUACAUGACGAGGCCGUCUUACAUGAGCUAAUCACCACGGAAGCUCAAUCUGGUCCUGCGGGAAACAACCCGAAGCAGGCGGCUGGGAGGAUACGAGAUAGUAUCGAGGAGGUCAAGCGACAGCUCGACGACCCUGUAGUGGUCAUAGAGCGGAACCUUCAGUCGUUCGAGCGAAAAUUCGAGAUGCAGCAAAGGCAGAUCAUGGAAGAGAUGGAGAAGGUGAUUCAUCGAGAGUCCGAUCGUGUCAUUGAAUCGGUCAGAUCAGGGCCGCACGACAAGAUUGUAGACAAAGAUCUGCAUGCGAUCUGGCAGGACAUGGGGUGGCGAGGGAAUGCGAAGGCUCGAAAUCUCGUCUUGGCAAUCCGAGAUUUCUAUCAUGAAAGAGCCGAGGAUAAGCAUCGAGCCGAUAGUCCGCAUGAAUCUCCGCAAGAUUCCUGGGCUCUCCCAUGGAUUGCCGUCAAGAGGUUGCAGCCGAUUGUCGAGGCUUUCGACGACGACGCUUCAGGCUAUGUGACAAUCGCAAAGGUGAACAACUUCACGAAGUCACGACCGGUGGAUUGGAGUCUGUUGCGUUGGCUGGCAUUCUGGGCAGUCGGAUGGCAAAGCUCCGUUACUGCGUACCGCGACAAGAUACAUGAGCAAUUCAGUGCUAUGUUCGCGCUGAAAACCUCAGUUCAUACAGCCAAUCGCCGGAUAGUCGAACGAUAUCUGGACCAAGUUUGGCAGCCUAUCAUUCUCCUUACGUCGUCGUUCCAGUCCUAUACCACCACAGGCAAGAUGCAUUCCCGAUUCAAGGACUACAUUGAGGCCGAGGAGACCCGCGUAAAGCGCAAUCUGGAAGCUACAAGGUACCACAUCGAUGACCUCACCACGCUCUCCCUGGUCACCGGUCCUGGAAGGAUCGAGCAGUACCUGUUCCAAUUGAUCUACCUCAUCAUUAAACGCGACCUCGACGUCAUGCAACUGUGUCGAACCAGGGUUAUCAGUGAACGUGAACUCGAGGACUCUAUUCGUAGUUUGUGGCUAGUCAUGGCUGCUGUCGAUGAUAGGCACAAGGAGUUAGAAGAAACCUUUCGCCAUCAAAAUCUGGAUCCUGGUCAACAAUUCAAGAUCACCUAUUGCAAACUGUUUGAUCAUUAUCAUAAUCCAAGCAGCUUGUUCUCCCGAAAAGGUUUGGGAGAUAUCGGACAUUCAAAGAACAGCCACCACAAUAUCACCGACGUCCCGGGGAUCGAUGCGGGCACCGUACUUAAUCAUUCUCAUCAGGACACGGAUGAAUGGGAAGUCAGCCUCGACCGUGCAGCAUAUGACAUGGAUGACGUUCCGCACGUCGAUUGUACGGAAGCCUCAGAGUCCCUGAAGCCCGCCCUCGGCACUUGGCGUUGUCAUAUGUAUACGACCGACGACCACCUCAUCGCGCCAAUGUUCCUCCUUUCCAUUCGCGUCUCACCGACCGACCUUGGUAAAUUCGCGGCAUCUGGCGUCAUUCCUGGGUCAUCAAUGUUCGCCAACUUCAAGCUCGAAGGAGCUUACGAGCUUCAGGAAGGCGGCAGACCUGGCUACUCUUUCGUAAUGGAGUGCUCAGCACCAUUUGAAUCAAAGCGUUUCAACGGCUGCGUGAGCGAUGAUGGUAUGACGUUCUCCGGGACAUGGGGGUCAUCGUGGAAGGUUGUCGGCCGUUUCGUUUUCUCGCGACUUCCGCCGGAGAUCAUGCGCUACCGCCCGUCUCCCAUAGAUCUGCAGAGGAACAGGACCAAAGCCCUCUGGCGGUUUGUCUUGACAGCCACAAUGGGCGAAGUCGUCAGGAAGAAGUGGUCGUGGGACUUCUUCCGCCAGCGUCGCGAUUUCCGGAGACGCUAUUUGGACCUCCUCUUCCGAACAUCCUCUGGUAGACCUCUCGACGCCGACGAGGAGCAGGAAUUGUUAGAUAUCAAACGCGUUCUGACGCCAUCCGAUGCACGAUUUUACCAGUCGCUCUGCGACAUGCGUCACCAGACGGCUUGUCAUCACGGAGUGACAUGCGAUUCGUGUGGAGGAAUCAUCAGCGGUGCGCGCGUCGUAUGCCUCGACUGCGAUACGCAUGAGAAAUCGUUCAGUACAAUCGACCUCUGCGAGGACCAGCGCUGCAUGGCCGCUCAAGUGGGUCUCGACCGUCGGUCCGACCUACCCACACCGCAUUUACCGUCGCACAAUGUCCUCAAAACGCGGACCAUGAUCCACCUCAGAGACUUUGGCAAAGUCGAGCGUCAGGCAUUAGCUGCGCUUCAGCGCGCGACUGCUUCCUCUGCGGAGGUCGAGGAGCAGAAGCACGAAUUGAUCACGCAUAGGCUGGCGGGUGACCGCGGGCAGACUAGGAACAUAAAUUCGGGCGAACAGGUCUGCACUGCCUGCAAGGGAGCGCUCAUACGACCCUGCUGGUACUGCAUUGAAUGCGAAAAACAAGCUACCGACAAAGAAGAAUCGUUGGAGCACCGGUUGGACUUUUGGGAAAGCAAGUUGAUUGUAAUGGACAGUAGAAUUGAUGAACAGGGUUCUGAGAUGAACAGCAGGCUUGUUCAGCUCGAGAUGCGGUUAUCGAAGGUGGACAACCGACUCGCACAAGUCGACGAGCGGUUGGUUCACAUGGAGAGACUACUGGAGGCGGUCGCAUCGAGGCUUGAUUGA
Molecule: messenger RNA, 3735 nt
Organism: Postia placenta MAD-698-R-SB12
Lineage: Eukaryota; Fungi; Basidiomycota; Agaricomycetes; Polyporales; Adustoporiaceae
Exons: 15
Coding region: 1-3735 (1244 amino acids)
Source: RefSeq, a predicted model, not a curated record